AUGGCCGGACGACGUGCCGAGAUUGAGGCGAAGCGUGCGAAGCUCGCCGAGCUCCGUCGAGCGCGCGAAGAGCGCGAGGAAAAGGCGCGGCAGCGCCCGGCACCGCCGCCGCCGUCGGUCGACGAGCUCGUCGCAUCCCUGCUCGCCAGCUCGCGUCCCGAGGCGCCGACGGCGGCGGCGGUGCCGGCGGCGCCCGUCCAAGCGCCCACUCCUGCCCCGGCGGCAGCAGCACCCACCUCGCCUCCCGCCCCGGCACCCUCGUCUACACCCGCUGACGCGCCUGUCGGCGCGCCGCCGCCCGCACGAGAUACCCCGAUACCCGAGCGACUCCUCUACACCAAGCAAGUCCAAACCGACGCGCUCGACGAGCCGAUCGCCGCGCCUGCCGUCGCCACCGAGGCCCCCGUCGCCGCCGCCGCCGCGCCCAUCGCCGUCGAGACGCGCGCACGGCAGCCCGUGCAGCCCGACUUUGUCGACUUUGUGCACGCCAAGACCAUGGUCAUGGAGCGCAUGCUCGACGAACCGUACAACGUCUUGACCGACUACACACACGUCCCUACCGACGCACCCGAGCGCCCAUCGAUGCACCUCGUGCGCACAUUCUUCGACGAUACCCUGCUCGCCACGCGCGCCGUCACGGACGUCGACUGGUCGACGCACCACCCCGAGCUCGUCGUCGCCUCGUACAACCGCAAGCGCGUCCUCCGACACGAAGACGACCACGACGGCCUCGUCGCCGUCUGGAACCUGCAUGUGCGCGACCGCCCCGAGAUGGUGUUCACAGCCCCCAACGACGUCGUGUCCGUGCUCGCGUCGCCCUUCCACCCCCACCUCUUCGUCGGCGGCACGUUCGGCGGCCAAGUCCUCCUGUGGGACGCGCGGCAGCGCGGCCUGCCCGUGCAGCGCACGCCGUGGGCCUUUUCGUCCGGCGGCACGCACGCCGCACCCGUUUAUGCCCUGCGUAUCGCCGGCUCAGCGCACGCGCACCACCUCUGGAGCGCAUCGACGGACGGCCUCGUCUGUACGUGGUCGCUCGACAUGCUCGCGCGCCCGCAGGAAACCAUCCCACUGACGAAUCCCAUGCACCCACGCAGCGCGAGGAUGCACGUCACGUCGAUCGACGCCGCGUCGCACGACCCAUCGCGCUUCUUCGUCGCGACCGACGAAGGCAACGUGUUCGACGCCCAGCGCGUCGACCGCGCCGGCCUCCAGGCAGGCCUCGACACCGCCCGCGUCUACGUCGGCCACUCCGCGCCCGUCACGCGCCUCGAGACGCACCCCACCCACAUGCUCGACGAGCGCCUCCCCGCGUCCAUCGCCGAUCUCUUCCUCACCGCCAGCAUGGACGCCACGACCGCCGUGUGGCAGCCCGCCCAAACGCCCGCCGAGCCCCGCGUCUUUUACCCCCACGCCCAUCCGCGCAUCGCGACCAACACCCGCACGAAUCCACUCGCGUUCCGGCACGCCGCCUGGGCACCCAUCACGCCCCUCGCGCGCUUCGAGCACGCCCACGACUACGUCAUGGACGCACGCUGGCACCCACACCACCCCGCCGUGUUCUGCCAGGCCGACGCCGGCGGGCACGUCGACGUCUACCACCUCACCCAGCACACCGAGCGCCCCGUCCUCAGCGCGCGCGUGCCCGGCGACCGCGGCGUGCAUCGCGUCGCCUGGGAACGCCGCCGUCCCACCGCUACGCGCCUCGCGGCCGGCGGCAUGGACGGUCGUCUGCACGUGUACCAGGUGCCGGAGGCGGCCGUCCACGUCCGCGGCGACGCGGACGUCGCUGAGAUGGAGCGCCUCUUGUCGCGCUGGCAUGGCUAG
Molecule: messenger RNA, 1824 nt
Organism: Malassezia restricta
Lineage: Eukaryota; Fungi; Basidiomycota; Malasseziomycetes; Malasseziales; Malasseziaceae
Product: dynein intermediate chain, cytosolic
Exons: 1
Coding region: 1-1824 (607 amino acids)
Biological process (GO): transport along microtubule
Cellular component (GO): cytoplasmic dynein complex
Molecular function (GO): dynein heavy chain binding; dynein light chain binding
Source: RefSeq, a predicted model, not a curated record